Molecule: messenger RNA, 1083 nt
Organism: Notolabrus celidotus (New Zealand spotty)
Lineage: Eukaryota; Metazoa; Chordata; Actinopteri; Labriformes; Labridae
Exons: 2
Coding region: 336-641 (101 amino acids)
Source: RefSeq, a predicted model, not a curated record
GUCCUGUUUUCUACCCGGACCGUUCAGCGGACGCACCGUUGCCAUUGGAUGCAGCAGCAGCUUCGGUGGCGAUGCUAACAAAUGCUAACCUCAGCAUAGCGGUCAGCGUGAACAGCGGAUAAGGUAUCAAACGUCACAUUUUACACGCUGACGUUGAAGCUGGUUAACGCAUUGACGUCAUCACUGAGCAGGAUCAGAUGACCACCUGAACUCUACAGGGGUUCGACCAUGACUCAGAUGGACCUGGACCAGGGCCGGUCCAGACCCUUUGUCAUUCCAUAUCCUGACCUUUCUCAUGUCACCAUGCUUUGUGUUGGAUCCCUGAACCCUCCAACAUGUCGGACUCUGAUCCAGCCGCUGUAGAGGACAAACCAGCGGCGCCGAGGUCUCCUGGUCCCAGUCGGCCCCCCCUGGCAGAGAAGGCUCUGUCGGAGGCCUAUGGCCGGCUUCGGUUCCGGGACACGUCCCUGUUGAUCUGGCAGCAGCAGCAGCAGGACCUGGAGGCGGCCCCUCCCUCCACCUACCUGAGCCGCAGCCAGUCGACAUGGUACAGCAGCUUCGGGAACCCGGCCGUGCUGGUCCGGGACAAGAGGAGCUUGGGGGGCGCAGAUGGAGUGUCCAAGAUCUGCAGCGUCAUGUAAACAAAGACCAGAAACCUGAACUGAGACUGAACUCAAUGAGCGGACUUAAAAGCUCCAGUCAGUUUAGAGAGACUCAGUUUGGACCUUAAAGAACUUCUUUGAAUCCAGACUCUCAGAAAGUUUGUGACCCUCUAAGGAGAACUAUCUUUGAGGGAGCAGAUUUUAUCCUUCUGAUCUCAAAGGUUUGAUUUCAAAGAGACACUCUGUGAAAUACGGGGUCCAGAUGUGAGAAACAACUCAGAGCUCUAAAAGUCUGAGUAAAAAAGUUAGUGCCACUAAAACACCUUAAACAUAAAGCUGAUCUGUGUUAUCCAGGGGCAUUGUGGGAAAUGUAGUUGCUACAAAGGAUCCUGACUCAAAGUAUUUGUGAUGUAAAGAGCAGCGCAUGAGUUGAUGUCACUUCCUGUUUUUAAAUAAGACAAUAAAAGUUUUAUUCUUUGGA